GCCCAAUCAUUUGCCUAAAAUAUACACUUCAUUGCCAACGAAGUCUCAAUCUCAACCCUCCAAUGUAACGAAAAAAGGGCCUUUCUUUCAAAUACAUAUACCAAAGUUUGUCCAUCCCAAAGCUUUAACAGACAGCACAAAAAACCCAACAAAGCCUUUCAGUUUCAGAUCACCAUCUCUCUCUCUCUCUCAUAACUCAACAAAAUGGGUUGUGGGGAAUCAAAGCAUCAAGUUGCCACAGGGAAUACAAUUAUUAGCAAAAAAGAUGACACCAAGAGCAGCGAAGGCAUAGAAAUCAUCCCUGAAAAGGCCACCAAUGACACCCACACAAACACGUUGCCGUCGGAUCAACAAGAAGAGAGCGGAAUUUCUAAUUGCGACUCGGGUGUUUGCCAUGUGAAAGAGAAUGAGAUUGAAGACCAAGACAAGAAGGACCCUGAUGGUUUGACUGUGAAAAAUAUCGAAGAUGAGAACGUGGAUUCUGAAAAGGAUGGCUCUGUGAAAGAAAGCAAACAUGGUGGGGAGGCUGUUGAUGAUGAGAAAGAGGUGAGUGGAGAUAUAGAAUUGAAGAAAGAAGAUCAGAAAGGUGAUGAAUCAAGUUAUGUAUUGAGGAGGGAUGAGGAAAAUAUUGAGGCCAAGAUGGGUGCAGCUGAAGAGAACGUGAAAUUGGAUGAUGUUGCGGAGGAGAAAGGAUCUGUUGCAGAGACAAAACCAGAAACUAUGAAUGAAGAGACUGUUAAGGCUGUGAAUGAAGAAAAUCCGGCAAAAGAUGGGGAAGUGGUGCCUCCCAUCGCAGCAAAAGAGACAGCAACCACUGCAGAAGAAAAGGUUCCAAGUGCUAAUGAGGAACGUGCGACUGAAACAUCAACAAAGAUCUGAAGAAAACAAAUCGAAGGACAAAAUGGAUGGAUGACACUACAGUUGUUAUGUGCUUGAUCUUUGUUUAUCAUAGUCUACUGUGUACUUGUGGUUCAUGUAAUGAUACUUUUCUGGUGAAACACAUUAAAGGGCUGUAUAUCAAGAUGGACCUUAAGGAAGUUGGUAUUCUAU
Messenger RNA from Ilex paraguariensis (yerba mate), 1050 nucleotides. NCBI's taxonomy places the organism in Eukaryota, Viridiplantae, Streptophyta, Magnoliopsida, Aquifoliales, Aquifoliaceae. The record is from the annotation of a GenBank genome assembly.